Molecule: messenger RNA, 1568 nt
Organism: Pieris brassicae (large cabbage white)
Lineage: Eukaryota; Metazoa; Arthropoda; Insecta; Lepidoptera; Pieridae
Product: brain-specific serine protease 4-like
Exons: 7
Coding region: 1-1053 (350 amino acids)
Biological process (GO): proteolysis
Molecular function (GO): serine-type endopeptidase activity
Source: RefSeq, a predicted model, not a curated record
AUGGCCUAUUAUCCACCCAUUGUGCGAACCAUCCAUCAAAGUCAGGCUCACCACGAAUUCUCAAGCAAUUUAAAUUUGGAUUAUGACGAAGAAGCAAUAAAUAUAAACAAUAUCGUUUAUAACAUAAAAGAUCAUUUAACAACGGAAAAAAAAUAUAUUUUUGAUGAUAGCUUGGAGAAGGAACGGAAGAGCUUUGAUCCAACUUUUGAAAUCAACAAUAUCAUAGAUAUAGAUUAUGAUAAUGAGGACAAUUCUACAGAUUAUCCUAUAAUUGAUUAUAUAGACUUGUACAAAGAUACAACAAAUGAAUAUGUAACAUCAACAGAAUCACACGUUGUAAAUACAAUUUCUCACGAAGCGACCUUAAUAGAUAAUUCUAAUGAAACAAAAACUUACUACAACGACUCGUGUCCUCUUGGAACAACUGAUGACGUCACAAGCGUGUUCAGCUGGAUUGCCGCUAUAUUUGUAAAGAAUGGGACCAAUCAGUUCCAAUAUGACUGCGACGGCGCUCUUUUAUCCACCAAUAUUAUUGUAACAGCUGCACGCUGUGUGAAUUUAACGCGAGCUGAAGACAUCGUUGUAAUAUUGGGCAAGGCAUCUCUACAAAAUAUGAAAGAAAAUGAGAAAAUUUUAAAAAUAUCAGAAGUUAUAGUACACGAAAAUUAUACCAGCUCAACGAAUGACAUCGCGGUAUUGAAGACAGAAGAAGUAGUAGACACAACCGAGACAAUAUUAUUCGCUUGUCUGAGUGAUGGACAGGAGUUCACUGAUGCUGCCACGACAGGUUGGGCGGUUUCUGGAGAAUUAACGGCCAUACAUUUUGACAAAGACAAGAGUCAACAGUGCUCGGCGGAAGACGUUUGUGCUGUCUACGGGAAUGAUAUCACAGUAUGUCCCAGUUUUGGCGGUGUGUACGCAGUGAAGCAAGGUGGCUGGUACCUUCACGGUAUUCGCACAGAGAUCGAACCCUUCCACCAGAGCCUGUGUCUCAACAAACCUCUUCAUUAUACACCACUCAACCUAUAUACAGACUGGAUUUAUAAUCUUUAAGAAAAUAUACUAUUUUUUUAUUGCACCGCCUGUUUCAAAUUGGUAAGAUGACAAUAAUAAUAAUAAAGCCCAUUUAUUUCCAAACCCAACCUUAUAUACAUUUUUUUAUCUAUUCAUCCAAAACUAUGUGAUUGGAAUCCCAUGUAGGGUAAAGGCCUUCUAUAGUAGAACUUUUGUUUCCUAUUUUUUGGGUUCGUUUGUUAGAGUCUACCUUAUAUUUUGUUUUUCCAUCUGGUGAUAGCCAGGUCCAUUUAUGGUUUUUCUUUAAGUUUGUAGUAAGUUUCUUGUUGUUGUUUGAUGAGAAAGCCUACCGCGUACGAGCCAGGCGUUUCUCCUUUAUAACAGGAUGUAAUUAUCAUGUUCUUCAAUAUUGCAUCCCUUGGUAUAGCGGAAGUUCCUGACUUCCAAUUAUGUCUAUUUAUAUUUUUUGUAGUAAGUGUAUUAAUUCUAUGUAUCUUAUCUCUGACCCUAAUGAUCUUGUGUGUGUGUGUGUGACAUUAAAUGUACCUAUCAAU